GGUGAUGGAGGAAAAUGGCCGCCGGGUGUGGUGAGGGCGACGCGCUGAGAGCCGAGGUCCUUUCCUUUCCCGGGUUCUGACAGCGCCUGCGGCAAAUCGGGCCCUUUCCGCAAGGGCGUGGGCGCCGACCUGGGGCCGGGCUGGGAGACGGAGAGUGUGGCGGUCGGCGAGGAGAAGCCGCGGCCGGUAUUGGAAUAAAGAUAACCGUAGCUUCCUGUCAAAAUGUCAGUUCUGAUAUCACAGAGUGUAAUAAAUUAUGUCGAAGAAGAAAACAUUCCUGCUUUGAAAGCACUUCUUGAAAAAUGCAAAGAUGUGGAUGAGAGAAAUGAGUGCGGCCAGACUCCGCUGAUGAUAGCUGCUGAACAAGGCAAUCUGGAGAUAGUGAAGGAAUUAAUCAAGAAUGGAGCUAAUUGCAACCUGGAAGAUUUGGACAACUGGACAGCCCUUAUAUCCGCAUCCAAAGAAGGACACCUGCCCAUCGUGGAAGAGCUGCUUAAAUGCGGGGCGGCCUUGGAGCACCGUGACAUGGGAGGCUGGACAGCGCUCAUGUGGGCCUGCUAUAAAGGCCGAACCGGAGUGGUCGAGGUGCUGCUGUCCCACGGCGCCAAUCCCAGUGUGACUGGUCUGCAGUACAGCGUGUACCCCAUCAUCUGGGCGGCAGGAAGAGGCCAUGCAGAUAUAGUGCAUCUUUUACUGCAGAAUGGUGCUAAAGUCAACUGCUCUGAUAAGUAUGGAACCACCCCUUUGGUUUGGGCUGCACGAAAGGGUCAUUUGGAAUGUGUAAAACAUUUAUUGGCCAUGGGAGCUGAUGUUGAUCAAGAAGGAGCUAAUUCAAUGACUGCGCUUAUUGUAGCAGUCAAAGGAGGCUACACGCAGUCCGUGAGGGAGAUUUUGAAGAGGAGCCCAAAUGUAAAUUUGACAGAUAAGGACGGGAACACAGCUCUGAUGAUCGCGUCGAAGGAGGGCCACACGGACAUUGUACAGGACCUGCUUGACGCGGGAACGUAUGUGAAUAUACCUGAUCGGAGUGGAGACACUGUGUUAAUUGGCGCGGUCAGAGGUGGUCACGUGGAAAUCGUUCGAGCGCUUCUCCAAAAAUAUGCCGAUAUAGACAUCAGGGGACAGGACAAUAAAACUGCUUUGUAUUGGGCUGUGGAGAAAGGAAAUGCGACAAUGGUGAGAGAUAUCCUGCAGUGCAACCCCGACACUGAAAUAUGCACGAAGGAUGGUGAAACACCUCUUAUAAAGGCUACCAAGAUGAGAAAUAUUGAAGUGGUGGAGCUGCUGCUAGAUAAAGGAGCUAAAGUGUCUGCUGUGGAUAAGAAAGGAGACACUCCUUUGCACAUUGCUAUUCGUGGCAGGAGCCGGAAGCUGGCGGAGCUUCUUUUAAGAAACCCCAAAGACGGCAGGUUACUUUACAGGCCCAACAAAGCCGGCGAGACGCCCUACAACAUUGACUGCAGCCAUCAGAAAAGUAUUUUAACUCAAAUAUUUGGAGCCAGACACUUGUCUCCCACCGAAACAGAUGGUGACAUGCUUGGGUAUGAUUUAUACAGCAGUGCCCUGGCCGACAUUCUCAGUGAACCCACCAUGCAGCCGCCCAUUUGUGUGGGGCUGUAUGCGCAGUGGGGAAGCGGGAAGUCCUUCUUACUCAAGAAACUGGAAGAUGAAAUGAAAACGUUCGCAGGACAACAGAUUGAACCUCUUUUUCAAUUUUCAUGGCUUAUCGUAUUUCUGACUCUCCUCCUUUGUGGAGGCCUUGGUUUGUUGUUUGCUUUUACAGUGGACCCAAAUCUUGGAAUAGCAGUGUCCUUGAGCUUCCUGGCUCUCUUAUAUAUAUUUUUUGUUGUCAUUUACUUUGGUGGACGGAGGGAAGGAGAGAGUUGGAAUUGGGCCUGGGUCCUCAGUACUAGGUUGGCAAGACACAUUGGCUAUUUGGAGCUCCUCCUCAAACUGAUGUUUGUGAAUCCACCCGAGCUGCCAGAGCAAACCACGAAGGCUUUACCUGUGCGGUUUCUGUUCACAGAUUACAACAGGCUGUCCAGUGUAGGCGGAGAAACUUCAAUGGCUGAGAUGAUUGCCACCCUCUCGGAUGCUUGUGAAAGAGAGUUCGGCUUUUUGGCCACCAGGCUUUUUCGAGUCUUUAAGACCGAAGAUACGCAGGGUAAGAAGAAAUGGAAGAAAACGUGUUGCCUCCCGUCUUUCGUCAUCUUCCUUUUCAUCUUUGGCUGCAUCAUUGCCGGGAUCACCCUCCUGGCCAUCUUCAGAGUUGACCCCAAACACCUGACAGUGAAUGCGGUCCUCAUAGCGAUUGCUUCGAUAGUGGGCUUGGCCGUCGUGCUGAACUGUCGGACGUGGUGGCAGGUGCUGGACUCGCUCCUGAAUUCGCAAAGGAAGCGCCUCCACAGCGCUGCCUCCAAGCUGCACAAACUGAAGAGCGAAGGAUUCAUGAAAGUUCUUAAGUGUGAAGUGGAGUUGAUGGCCAGGAUGGCCAAGACCAUUGACAGCUUCACUCAGAAUCAGACAAGGCUGGUGGUCAUCAUCGACGGAUUAGAUGCCUGUGAGCAGGACAAGGUUCUCCAGAUGCUGGACACCGUCCGAGUUCUGUUUUCCAAAGGCCCAUUCAUUGCCAUCUUUGCCAGUGACCCGCAUAUCAUCAUAAAGGCCAUUAACCAGAACCUCAACAGCGUGCUCCGUGACUCCAACAUCAACGGCCACGACUACAUGCGCAACAUAGUUCACCUGCCCGUCUUCCUCAACAGCCGCGGACUAAGCGGUGCCAGGAAGUUCCUUGUAACCUCAGCCACAAACGGGGAUGUUCCUUGCUCGGACAGCGCAGGGGUGCAGGAAGAUGCUGACAGGAGAGUUUCGCAGAACAGCCUCGGAGAGAUGACGAAACUGGGUAGCAAGACGGCCCUCAAUAGACGGGAUACGUACCGGCGCCGGCAGGUGCAGAGAACCAUCACCCGGCAGAUGUCCUUCGACCUGACGAAACUGCUGGUGACGGAGGACUGGUUCAGUGACAUAAGUCCUCAGACCAUGCGAAGAUUGCUUAAUAUUGUUUCUGUGACAGGGCGAUUACUGAGAGCUAAUCAGAUAAGUUUCAACUGGGACAGGCUGGCUAGCUGGAUCAACCUUACCGAGCAGUGGCCGUACCGAACUUCAUGGCUCAUAUUAUACUUGGAGGAGACGGAAGGUGUUCCAGAUCAAAUGACAUUAAAACCCAUCUAUGAAAGAAUAUCAAAGAAUAUUCCAACAACUAAAGAUGUUGAGCCACUGCUUGAAAUAGAUGGAGAUAUAAGAAAUUUUGAAGUGUUUCUGUCUUCAAGGACCCCAGUUCUUGUGGCUCGAGAUGUGAAAACCUUUUUGCCAUGCACCGUAAAUCUAGACCCCAAACUCCGGGAAAUUAUUGCAGAUGUUCGUGCUGCCAGAGAGCAGAUUAAUAUCGGGGGGCUUGCGUAUCCCCCGCUUCCAUUACACGAGGCUCCUCCUCGGCCGCCCUCAGGCUACAGUCAGCCUCCGUCUGUCUGCUCUUCUUCCACGUCCUUCAAUGGACCCUUUGCGGGUGGGGUUGUGUCACCGCAGCCUCACAGCAGCUAUUACAGCGGCAUGACGGGACCCCAGCACCCGUUCUACAACAGGCCAUUCUUUGCCCCAUACCUUUACACGCCACGGUACUACCCUGGCAGUUCCCACCAUCUCAUCUCACGUCCAUCAGUAAAAACGAAUUUGCCCAGAGAUCAGAGCAAUGGCCUAGAGGUUAUCAAGGAGGACGCUGCUGAGGGGCUUCCUUCACCCACAGACUCCUCGAGGCCGUGUGACUCUGGGUUUAACAAACAGAGACAGGGAUCGGGCCCGGCUCCAGGAGCCGUAUCCCUGAAUGCAAUGAACGUGGAUGCCGUCUGUGAGAAGCUGAAGCAAAUAGAAGGGCUGGACCAGAGCCUGCUGCCUCAGUACUGCGCAACCAUCAAAAAGGCGAACAUAAAUGGCCGUGUGUUAGCUCAGUGUAACAUUGAUGAACUGAAGAAGGAAAUGAACAUGAAUUUUGGAGACUGGCAUCUUUUCAGAAGCACAGUGAUAGAAAUGAGAAAUGCAGAAAACCAGGUGGUCCCCGAAGACCCGCGUUUGCUGAGUGAAAACAGCAGCAGCGCAGCUGCUCACGGCGAGUCUGCUCGGCGCGCGUCGCACAGCGAGUUGCCGCACACCGAGCUUUCCAGCCAGGCUCCCUACACCCUCAACUUCAGCUUUGAAGAGCUGAACACGCUCGGGCUGGACGAAGGGGCUGCGCGUCACAGUAACCUCAGCUGGCAGUCACAGACUCGCAGAACCCCCAGUCUUUCGAGUCUCAAUUCCCAGGAUUCCAGUAUUGAAAUUUCAAAGCUUACUGAUAAGGUGCAGGCCGAGUAUAGAGAUGCCUAUAGGGAGUACAUUGCUCAGAUGUCUCAGUUAGAGGGGGGCACAGGGUCUGCAACAGUGAGCGGCAGGUCUUCUCCGCAUGGCACGUACUACAUGGGCCCGAGUUCAUCAGGGGGCUCCAUCCACUCUAACCUGGAGCCAGAAAAAGGGAAGGAUAGUGAGCCAAAGCAAGAUGAUGGCAGGAAGGCCUUUCUCAUGAAGAGGGGCGACGUUACAGAUUACUCAUCGUCGGGCGUCUCCACGAACGACGCCUCACCCCUGGACCCUAUCACUGAAGAAGAUGAAAAAUCUGAUCAGUCGGGCAGUAAGCUGCUCCCAGGCAAGAAAUCCUCAGAAAGGUCCAGUCUCUUCCAGACGGACUUGAAGCUGAAGGGAGGUGGCCUGCGCUAUCAGAAACUUCCCAGUGAUGAAGAUGAAUCUGGGACCGAAGAGUCAGACAACACCCCUCUGCUCAAAGACGACAAAGACAAAAAGGCCGAGGGGAAAGCAGAGAGGGUGUUGAAGUCUCCGGAGCACAGCACGGAGCCCAUCAGGACCUUCAUCAAGGCGAAGGAGUACUUAUCAGACGCCCUGCUUGACAAGAAGGACUCGUCUGAUUCAGGCGUGAGAUCCAGCGAGAGCUCCCCCAACCACUCCCUUCACAACGAAGCCGCGGACGACUCCCGCCUUGAAAAGGCCAAUCUCAUAGAGCUGGAGGACGAUGGCCACAGCGCCAAGCGGGGAAUACCGCACAGCCUGAGUGGCCUGCAGGAUCCGAUUGUGGCGCGGAUGUCCAUUUGCUCCGAAGACAAGAAAAGCCCUUCCGAAUGCAGCUUGAUAGCCAGCAGCCCCGAGGAGAACUGGCCGGCGUGCCAGAAAGCCUACAAUCUCAAUCGCACACCCAGCACCGUGACUCUGAACAACAACAGUGCGCCAGCUAAUAGAGCCAACCAGAAUUUUGAUGAAAUGGAGGGAAUUAGGGAGACGUCCCAAGUCCUUCUGAGGUCUGGCUCCAGUUCCCACUCAUCCGCCAUUCAGAACGAGAACCUGAAAAGCAUGGCGCAUAAGCGAAGCCAGCGUUCAAGUUACACGAGGCUCUCCAAAGAGUCUUCAGAGCUCCACGCAGUAGCCUCUUCUGAUAGCACAGGCUUUGGAGAAGAAAGAGAAAGCAUUCUUUAAGAAAGACAAGCGCAAGUCGAAUAGUCUUACUUUACCCCUCUGUCAAGAUUGAGCUGCGUUUUAUAGUGAGUCCGUCCAGGCUCGUCCUCCUUGUACAUUUCGCUCACAAAUCACGAAUGGAUGAGAAGGCCUUUGGUAAAAGAGACAAGUGCUGUGCAUCGGAGGGACGUAUUCAAAAGGAUGGUUCGUCUGUCCGCCUCCAUUGUCUCUGCAAUUAGAAGCUGAAAACCCCACUACUGCUAUCACACCUUUCAUUGGCAUAUAAGUCCAAGACAAGACCAGAGCAGAGAGAUAGGUCAGAAGUCGUCUGUCUAUUAAAUAUAAAGGGGUUAACUUGCCAACAGAGGUAAAAGGCCAGAGAGCCCUUUUGCAGAACGUCCAUUCAUUAAAUAUUUGAGGGAGGACAUGAUCGAUGCUAAAUGAACCAGAAGCACAGCUCGCUCGCUCUUAAGGGGUAAUAGGCAAGAGUUUACAGAUCACUAGAGACGAACGGUUAAUGCUUUGUGAGUAGAGAACCAGAGUUCUAUAUAAUAGACAGAUUGCUUCAAAGAGUUGUAAAAUUUUAAGUAGAAAAUGUAAAGAGGGCUUUAAAAAUUGCCAGGAGAGCAAGUCCGCAGUGCCCAGAGUAGAGCCACAGUACCCGGGCCACUGUGAGCUGCUGGGAGCAUGGCCCUUUGGGUGGGGCCCGUAACCUCCCCCUGACCUGCACCCCCUUCUCCCUAAAUCCCAGACCUGGCUUCAGGUACCAUCCAUCUGCCCCUAGACCCACCCACGUUUACCCUAUGACCCAUCUAAACUGGGCGCUCAGCUUUCCUUCGUGAGCCCAGCAGUGAGAGGAGAAAAUGAAUUCUUUCCCUGGAGAGUCGGGGAGCCGUGGCGAGCAGUGAUAGGCACUGAGAGUCUUCGUGGGGGAAGAGACGGGGGCCAGGAGGAACCGUGUACCUCGGGAGGUCGGCGGUUGUUGACAGAUGACAAGGAAACAUCUGAUGAGGUGAAAUGAAACCACUGCCUUCUCCUCCAGCGCAGAGCUCAUCUGCUUCAUCUGUUCCUAAAUUAGUUCUGCGGGAAGAUCAUGAGAAAUACUUUUAGGAAAAAUGUUUAAAAACAUAUAGCAAAGCAAAGGCGAAAAGAAGAUAAAUCGGGUGUGACUUUUCAUGUAUUGGUAGCAUUAAGAGAACAAGCACAUUUAAGUAUCGUGUGGACUGGAAGUGCACCUGUCAUCGUGCGUGGACAUGUUUUUGGUCUUUUUUAACGUGGCUCAUCGAUGUAGAAGGAUUUUGGCCGUGUACCUCCAGUCCCAGAGAAGAUUGUAGCUGGUGAGAUCGUAGCUGAGCAGCUACUUACAUUGAGUGGUCCAUUUUCAAUGUUUUGCACUUAAUUAAUACGCUAAGUAUUUAUUUACUCGGCCAGUCAUCGCAUUAAAAGUUGCUCUUUUGCAUUUUCUUGCCUUGAUGUUUGAGUGUAAUCUAGCAUUUUCAUGAAGUGUUUAUUUCGCAUGACGUUAACCCAUUUUAACUAAUUUUUUAAAAGCCAGAAUGUUAUUAUUAUAUAUUGAAAUGUUAACAUUUUACUAUUUAUGGUGUUUAUUAGUUCGCAAUAUUGUGUAAUUAGUCGUUAUUUCAGGGGAAAUAUUUUGUUCCUUAGCAGGUGCGUAGAUUUAGCUUAAUAUCAUUGUAGUAUGUUCUUUAUUCUCUUUGUGAAGUUAAUACCAGCAUAUUAAGUGUACAAAUAGAUUUAGAAGACAAUAAAAAGAUUGCAUGCUACUCUGACUCAUGAAUUUUUAUUCACUGUAGGGAUGAUAAUUCACAUUUUGGUUAAAAAUAAAAAAGGAAUGUGUGUGUGUGUGUUGUCACAUGUCUGAAGUUCAUUGAAGACGGUCAGGUUCACGAGCAGUCGUGCAGCUGGCAGGAGUGUUCCCAGCUGCUCUCACUGGUCCUUUUGGCAGAGCUCGGCUCUUAGGUUCCAGGGCCUGAAUGGUGCUUUUGUGGCACUUUCAUGCCCCACAGCACCGCUCUGUACCCUGCCUUUCUGUAGCUACCAGAAGUAGGUUUUCCACAUCUUGGGAAGAUAUCCUUGUAAUUAUUGUAUGACCUUUCUGGAAAAAUUUGCUUUUUCAUACCGUUGUAGACAUUAACAAACCGGAUGAGUUAUUGAGUCACACCGUCAUCCCCUUGAAUCCUGUGUGUGUGUGUCUAAUAGUUAAAAUACACAGCUCAGCCCGACUCUCACAGAUGCAAAACUCUUCUUUAAGCUGGGUGAAAAACGAUAGGGAAGAAAGCCGACGUUCUACAUUUGUGAGCCCCUUAGAUUCUGCCUCAGGAUCUUGCUGUGUUUUGGAAACCAUUUGACCUCUCUGUUAAGCCACAGAUGGUUCUGUUCCUGCAGCACAGCAUUAAGCCAGAUCCAUUCACCUUGGACUUAGGGCUUCUGGAGUGGUACCCAAGAAUAUAGCCUUUCUGCAGGAGAGACUCAAAAUGAAGAGAAGCCGGCGCUCUCUCCAUUGGUACAACUUUCACGAUGCUGAGUGUUUAAGGGCCAGCUUUCAAAUUCUGGGAAAUUUAAGCUUUCACAACCGAACCAACAUGUAUAGUAUUAACAGGAAAAUCUGGUUUUGUCUUGUAUUUGUCUGUUUUCUAUACCAGUCAGAAUAAUUUUAAUUGCCUAGCUAAAUUUUAGAAACUUAUUUACUGAAAUUCUUAAGGUGAGAACUCUAGAUCAUUCGCGUGUUAAAGUUCUGAGUGAACUAUAUUUGUAAUCAUGAUUUUUUUUUUCUUACAAAUACUAACAUUAGAAAAAUUUUUGAAUGAAAUUAAGUCUUUUAUUCUUCUGGCUAAGAUACUAAAUUUAAAAGGUCUUAAGAGUACAUACUCUUUGGUUAUACCAGGAAUUCUCAGCCUAUUUAGAAGUAUCGUAGAGUUUAAAAAUCCCUGAGUUCCUGGCUAGCUCUUGAGCAAAUCAGCCUAACUACCAGGAAAAGAGGCCUAGAUGGCACAUUCCCCUUUACCUCAGGGAAGAGUGACCUUGAGGGAAUAAGCAGGAAGAAAGGAAGAUACAAUAAAAUUAACUUCUUUGACAAACCCGUGAGACUGAGUAUCUUGGCUCCUUCCCUCCUGCCUUUCUAGAAUGAUGCUGACAAUUGGCAGAAGGGAAGAAACAGCCGGGGAGGCUCUUUUGCUUGGGGUGGGGGUGGGGCUUGGCUGGCCUGGGUGGGCCCUCUGAGAUUACUUGCAUUUUUAGCUUCCAGGUUGUGAGGCCCCCCCCCCCCGCACCCCCUUCCCUACCUCAGAAUUUUAAGCAAAGGCCGUAAUUACACAAAUAAAUGGAACCAUAGAAAGAAGCUGAUAGAUACCCACGAGCCUGCGCUUGGGUGAUCUUGAAAUGGCUCUUCACUUCGGAAAGGUUGAGAAUCCUUGGUUGAGACUGAUGAAUUAGAUGGAGAAUGUAAAAUCUUACGUAUUUUAAACCCUUUCCUGCCUAGGAAGAAAAUGCUGCCCUUGAGCUAGAUAGAUCUUCAGAGGAGCCUGUUUAAAAUAAGGCAACAGGGUUCUAGACCUUAGUCCCCACCCAUAGCCCACUCCUCGUGACAGUGGCCACCUCUCACAGUUGGCUUCCUCACCAAACAUAAGGGGCAAAGAAGAUGCUACCUACCGGUCCGUAACCCCGCUAUCCGGUCGAUUGAAGACGAUUGAUCUGUUCACCUUUGCCUGUUUGCUCACUAAGAGUGGUUGUGAAACUUGAAUUCAUUUUAACGAAAUGUUCCAUUUAUGAAAUUUUAGAUAAAAGCCCAAAUGUAUAGAAAAAGCAUGUAAACAAACUCCACAACCUGACAUUUCUUAUCUUAUAGCACCUUCUUGGUCAAGUUGUCUAAUAAAAAGUUAGAUUGACGGAGUUCCCUUGGUGGCGCAGCGGGUUAAAGAUCCGGCAUUGUCACUGCUGUGGCGAGGGUCGUGGCUGUGGCCUAGGUUUAAUCCCUGGCCCUAGAACUUCCACGUGCCUUGGCAGAGCCAAAAAAAAAAAAUUUAGAUUGUUAUUUUCAAAAUUGUCAUAGUUAUCGAUGCUUGCCCUUUUCAGCUUUGUUUCUGAGAAUUUAUAGAGUGCAUAUUGUUAUCCUUAAUGCAAAUUAAAACUGUUAUUUUUAAAGAA
Messenger RNA from Phacochoerus africanus (Common warthog), 9717 nucleotides. It is a transcript of the gene KIDINS220, whose product is annotated as kinase D interacting substrate 220. Gene Ontology annotation, molecular function: protein binding. The coding region runs from base 223 to 5574 and encodes 1783 amino acids. The transcript is spliced from 32 exons. The record is from RefSeq and is a predicted model, not a curated record. Lineage: Eukaryota; Metazoa; Chordata; Mammalia; Artiodactyla; Suidae.